Molecule: messenger RNA, 989 nt
Organism: Lytechinus variegatus (green sea urchin)
Lineage: Eukaryota; Metazoa; Echinodermata; Echinoidea; Temnopleuroida; Toxopneustidae
Exons: 5
Coding region: 374-958 (194 amino acids)
Source: RefSeq, a predicted model, not a curated record
UGAACAUCAUCAUCACGAUCAUGACGACGUCGGGUCAGUAUAGCAGCAUCAUUAGUAAGAUUUCACCUGCAGAAUUGACUACACAAAAACAACAUGAGAAAUAAGUGUAUGGGUAAUUUCCACUAAUCUAUAUAAUUACCUGGCUUUAGUGACACCCUUGAAAAUCAUAGCUUCAUUUAUGCCCUUGAUUCUCGGGUCUAUAGUCAUCAACUCUAGUACAUAAUUACUGUUUGUUUACACAAUUUCGGUCGUGUUCCUCAUAGCAUAAAAAAUUUAUUUAAUAUAGGACUUACUUCUCUAGCCAUUUUGUCCGUGCACAAAUCGAACUCCUCUUCAUCCAUCCUUCUUUUCAAAGUUUUGCUUGUAUUAAUUAAUGAAGAUGGAAAUGGGUAAUAAAAACGCUAUGUUGUGGUUUGUAGUUUUUGGCGCCAUGUUGUUCUUUUCGUCUCCUGCCGACUGCCUCGGGACGGUGUAUGAUAUCGACAUGAACAAAUACGUCGGAACAUGGUACAACAUGUACACAAAUUACUGGUCAGAUUCAUUCCUUGGAACAGAAAAUGCAGAAUGUACAAUGGCUCAGUACUCGAAGCUCUCUGAAACCAGCUUCGCUGUUGUAAACACAUACACAGUAGAGGGUGAACUUGUUACUACAACCGGGAAUGCCAUGGUUCCUCUUUCGAGUGAACCUGGAAAGAUUCUUGUCAAACUUGAUAACCAGGCCACUGAAAGUAAAUAUUGGAUACUCAAACUCGGCCCAAUCGUCAACAACCAGUACGAGUAUUCGGUCAUCACCGACGACAAAGGCCAGUCGCUCUCCGUCCUUGCCCGUGACCCCGAGACCUUCGACCUUAAAUACGAUGCCGAGGUCACCGAGUAUCUUCUCAUCACCCGCUUCACGACACCAACGACACAGCGACAGCGAGUCUACCAUGGAAACGACUGCACAUAUCAAAUUUGAAAUGUUUGAUAUUACAGCAAUCCACCCCCCC